UUUCUUUCAUGCUUUGCAUUUGUCACACCCACCAAAGGAACCGGAGCCUCCCUCUCUGCUCAUCCAAACAGAUGACCCCGGCUUGGCAGGAGGCUGUCACUGCUCUGAGAAGCUCCGCGGGCCAUGACCCGGUGCCCUGGACUUUUGGGCCUGGCUGACACAACACCACCAUGAUGGACCCCGAGAGACAAGUUUAUGGGACAGCACUUAGGCCUCAGACUUGGGAGGUGUCUGAUCGGGAUCAGCAGGUGUGGAUCCUGCAGGGAGAGACUCUGGUGAUGGUUCCACGGAGCAGCAAUGUGACUCCGGCCACGGUCACUAUCCUCCCAUGCAAGUACCCUGAGUCGCUCGAGCAGGGCCGAGGGGUUCCCAUCUACUUGGGCACCCAGGAUCCAGACCUGUGUCUGUUUUGUGAGGAGGUGGACCGAUGGCCCGUGCUGUGGCUGAAGGAGCAGAAUAUCUUGGAUCUGUACAACCAGGUGGAGCCCGUGAGACCCUUCCUUUUUUACCACUCCCGGGAUGGCAAUACCUCCACCUUCGAGUCCGUGGCCUUCCCAGGCUGGCUCAUCGCCUCCUCCCAGGUUGGCCAGCCCAUCUUCCUCACUUCCGACCUGGGGACAACCAACAACACUAACUUCUAUUUGAAUUUAAAGGCUUGAACUCAGCGUGGAGGUGGCCGCUUGCUCAGAGGCCUUUGUCUUUCAUUUUUUGAGCUCCCAGCAGGACUUUGUGUCACCUCAGGGCUGCUCCAUGCCAGCGCCAGAGGUGAGCAAGCUGCUGUCAUCAGCUCAUUUUAUGGAGGAAGAAGCGCUGACCUCGUGGCCACUGAAGAGCAGGCUGUGACUCAGAGCACGCAGCUGGGGCUGAAGGCUCCUCUCUAGCAGAAGCUACCCAGCGUGUCACCUGAGAAGUGGUGCGUGGUGUCACGGUGUGUGAGACCACAGGAGGCCCUUCGAGGAGUGACACCCUCAUUUUCAGGUGACUGGCCUGCUCCACGCCUGAUUUUCACCCACUUGCUACAGCAGACGUUCUUGCAUUGAGCAGCAGGAGAGCCAGGCUAACUUUCACUGAAAAACGGGAUUCUUUGGACCUUUAGCCAUGGGGAACCUUACAGAAGGAUGAACACACAGGGAGAAGGGCUUUUGGACCCUGGGAGGAAUGAACAGUGCUCCGGUGAUUAGAACUGUCACAUCGUGCUGAAGCACGAGGGCGGCUUUUUAUUUUUUUUAUUUUUUAAUGGUCAUUUCAUGAAGCUGGAUCCAAAGACACUGCCUGGUGCCUCAGGAACGACAGGGCAUGGGACAGAAGACACUGUUCCCCACUGAACACAGUGACUACAGUCAAUAAUUCAUGUCAAUAAACAUGAAUGUUUGCUGCUUAGGCUCUUUUAAAGGUUUUAAGAUUCUUACCCAAACAACACACAUCUGUGGUUAAAGGACCCGUCCUCCACCCCAUCCUCCGCCCCGUCCUGCACGCACCCGGCAGCUUCGAUUUGGCCACUUUUUCUGCCGUUUUUCUUCCAUUUCAAGAAUUAGCAGUUUUUGACACUCUCUUUCCUACCCGACGGAUGGCAUUUGCAUCUCUACAAAAAUUGCAAGCUCUUUAUCUGUUUUCUACAAAGAAAUAAAUCCCAAGUGGCAAGACCGGUGUAGCCGCACUCACAGGUGUUGAGACGCCCUUGGAGGCGCCUGGGAGGUCAGGCCUUCUUUUUCAGGAUUUGGAUAAUUUUUAUGAAUCUCUUCCUCUCCUUCAGCCUUUUCGUUUGUUGGGCGAGGGAAGGGAGGUACACAGAGUGCAUGGGUUUGCUGAGGGGCACUGCAUUUCAUGCAACUGGAGGAAUGGCAGGCUUGAGGCUGGGUCUUUAGAGUGCUGUGUGCUGGAAUUGGGGGGGGGGUUGUGAACCGUGAGAAAUCAGCAACAGUGACCCCAGCCAGGGCAGCAGAGCCAAGUCUGUGCCUCCUCACUCCCUCCAUUGGGGUUGUCCUUAAUUUGCAAAUUUUCAGCACAUGAUCCAUCAAAUGGAAUCUCUGGCCUCCCAGACACCCUGAUGGAAUGAUGUAAUCAGUGGAAUGUACUAAUUGCACACUGUAUUUCUAAACGCAACAUAGCAUCUGACUCCCCUGGGUGGUGCACUAAAACCCCAGGGACCCACACACCUCAUUAAAAACCCUCUUCUAGAAACUGGCAUUUAUCAACUUCAAGGUGGGCCUCAGAAUUAACAUCUUCCCCAGGACACUAGGGAAUACCGACUGAUGGACCAAACUUGGGAAAUACUUUCCUGGGUUAUCCCAGUGGAAUUUCAUGGACAAAAAGACUUCGAUUAAUCAUGCUUGGGAUAAUCUGUGUGCUUCAACAGAAAUAAAGAGAUACUUACAUAUA
Messenger RNA from Ictidomys tridecemlineatus (thirteen-lined ground squirrel), 2379 nucleotides. RefSeq names its product interleukin 36 gamma (gene Il36g). Gene Ontology annotation, molecular function: cytokine activity. The record is from RefSeq and is a predicted model, not a curated record. Lineage: Eukaryota; Metazoa; Chordata; Mammalia; Rodentia; Sciuridae. Gene Ontology annotation, biological process: inflammatory response to antigenic stimulus; cytokine-mediated signaling pathway; cellular response to lipopolysaccharide.